This is a messenger RNA of Helicoverpa armigera (cotton bollworm), 1889 nucleotides long. RefSeq names its product skin secretory protein xP2. Lineage: Eukaryota; Metazoa; Arthropoda; Insecta; Lepidoptera; Noctuidae. The record is from RefSeq and is a predicted model, not a curated record. The transcript has 3 exons. The coding region runs from base 580 to 1662 and encodes 360 amino acids.
UAGCCAAGGCGUUAAUUACUUACACAUAGUAAAGGAAAUAUGUAGGUGCUUAUUAAUUUGUUUCAUGGGGAAUUUCUCAGCGUCUUACGAAUAGUGUUCACUGCCUUAACUUAACUAGACGAAUACGGAAAGAUGGCUUGCGUGUAAGCCCAACACACGCACGACUGAUGCCGAUAGUAAAAACAGACAAAAAAAUAUAAAACACCGAGAUAUUUGCAGUAAACACGCCUUAUUUAAUUGCUUUUUUGCACUUAUCAAUUUCUUAUCACUGACAGGAGCUGAAUUUAAAAUAUGCUGAUGGAUUAGAUAUGUGGUUAACUUGACUUUUAUACUUGAACUGUUAACACGCAAGAAAUAAAUGUUAGAACUCUUUUGUUUGUUAGUGGUACCUACCAAAUACUUAGGUCCACCAAGGCGGCAUUCCUGAUCAUUUCGUUAGUGAUCGUCGUCAAUCAAGGAAAUGGCGUGACGGCACAAGAUGACAGCUUGGACGAGCCACUCGCUAUAGAGUCGAAGAAUAGAGCUGUUACUAUAAUUCAUAGUCCAAAUGGGAAGCGGGGACGCUCGCCGACGCACUACAUGUACGGGGACCUAGAGAGCGAUGGCAGCCACAGUCGUCCACGAGUCGUCACCAAAAUCAAACAUCACCAUCACCACCACCACCACAGAUACAUAAAAACCGUUGAGAAACCUGUCAAGGUACCAUACAAAGUCGAGGUUCCUAAGCCAUACCCAGUGCAAGUGGAGAAGAAAGUUCCAGUACCAGUGGAGAAGAUUAAAGUAGUGGAAAAGCCAGUGCCUUACCCAGUAACCGUCGAGAAAAAAAUUCCUUAUCCCAUAGGUAUCAAAGUACCGCAUCCUGUGCCAGUGAAAGUAGUGGAAAAGGAGUACGUACCAAAACCUUAUCCCAUAGUUCACCGGGUGCCCGUAGUGAAGCACGUGGAAGUGAAAGUGCCGGUACCCGUUCACGUGGAGAAGAAAGUACCGUACCCGGUAGAAGUCAAAGUGCCAGUACCAGUGGACCGACCCGUCCCUGUGCCCGUACAAGUAGAGAAAAGGGUCCCCUACCCGGUACCUGUGAAAGUGCUCGUCCCACAACCGUAUCCGGUCGAAACCAAAGUGCCUUAUCCAGUCCAGGUUAAAGUUAAAGAACCAUACGAAGUGAUAAAACACGUUCCGAUAAGGGUCCCGUAUCCCCAACCUUAUGCUGUCAAAGUACCGCAUCCGGUUCCGGUGCCCUACGAGAAAAAAGUGCCUUAUCCAGUCGAAGUGGAAAAGAAAGUCCCAGUCCCAGUCGAAGUGCUUGUUCCACAGAGAGUAGAAGUGGAAAAACGUGUGCCCGUUUACGUGCCCAAACCUUACCCGGUUGAAAAGAGAGUUCCCUAUCCGGUCAAAGUGCCUUACCCUGUGAAAGUCAAGGUACCAGUGAAGGUGCCUGUGAAAGUCCCUGUGGAAGUGCCGGUGUACAUUCAUCCUUACCAAGUGUUCACCGAUGAUCAGUACGUCUCUAAUUAUGUGGAGAAUUCUGUGACACAGAAUACGCCUAUAAUUUCAAGUACGCCUCAUCACACGGUGACUGUGCACGGGAACACGGGCUUCAAUGGCUUCCAGUCUCGAUCUGAUACACCUGAAACAACGACAUCGACCACACCAAUUAGUUAGAUAACGAACAUAUGUAGGAUACCUAUUAGUUAUUAGUAGUUAGAGCAGUGCUAGUACCCGACUCCGCUAGAAUACUGUACCAUGUUUGUUAUCGAUAAGUUAUUAUGGUGUGUGUGGAAUGCUAAGUUUUAAGUUGAAUACGAGUAAAUGAAUGGUGCUGUGAUAAAUACCGCCUUCUCAUUUUUUUGAUCAAUUAAUCUAGUUAGUUAAAUCAAAUUCGUUCUUAA